AUGUCUUCCACUGACGCCACCAACCAGCCCGCUGCCGCCGAGGCCGUCAACCUCGUCAAGGAUGACGUCACCGGCGAGAUGGUCUCCAAGUCCGAGCUCAAGCGCCGAAUGAAGCAGCGCGAGAAGGAGGCCAAAAAAGCGUCCAAGGCGGCCGAGGCCCCCGCGCAGAACCCUGCCGCUGCUGCCAGGUCCGCUGCCGCUUCUGAGGAGGACCUCAACCCCAACCAGUACUACGAGCGUCGAUUCCGAACCAUCGCCGCUCUGCGCGAAUCCAAGAACCCCGACCCGUACCCGCACAAGUUCCAUGUCUCGAUCUCGCUCUCCGAGUUCAUCAGCAAGUACGAGGGCAAGGUUGAGGCUGGUCAGCACCUCGAAAACGAACAGGUCAGCAUCGCCGGCCGUCUCCACAACAUGCGCUCUGCCGGUCAGAAGCUUCGCUUCUACGACCUGCACGGCGAGGGCGUCAAGGUCCAGAUCACCGCCCAGCUGCAGGACCACACCGACGGCGACUUUUUCGCCAUCCACGACCUCCUCCGUCGUGGUGACAUUGUCGGUGUUACCGGUAUUCCUGGCAAGACCAAGAAGGGCGAGCUGUCCAUCUUCCCUCGCUCCAUUCAGCUCCUCUCGCCCAACCUUAAGAUGCUCCCCAAGGCGUCUCAGGGUGACAAGGGUGGUUUCACCGACACUGAGCAGCGUCACCGCAAGCGAUACCUUGAUCUCAUCAUGAACAACCACGUCCGCGACAUCUUUGUCAAGCGUGCCAAGAUCAUCAACUAUGUGCGACGCUUCCUCGACAACCUCGGCUUCCUCGAGGUCGAAACGCCCAUGAUGAACCAGAUCGCCGGUGGUGCCACCGCCAAGCCGUUCGUCACCUAUCACAACGACCUCAAGCUCGACCUGUUCAUGCGCAUCGCCCCCGAGCUGUUCCUCAAGGAGCUCGUCGUCGGUGGUCUCGACCGUGUCUACGAGAUUGGCCGUGUCUUCCGAAACGAGUCGAUCGACCAGACCCACAACCCGGAGUUCUCCAUCUGCGAGUUCUACAUGGCCUACGCCGACAUGUACGACCUGAUGGACAUUACCGAGUCGAUGAUCUCGGGCCUGGUCAAGGCCGUCACUGGCUCGUACAAGAUCAAGUACCACCCGGACGGUAAGGACGUCGAGGGCGGACGCGAAUACGAGAUCGACUUCUCCACUCCUUGGAAGCGCUUCGACAUGAUCAAGGAGCUCGAGGCCAAGAUGAACGUCACCUUCCCUCCUGCCGACCAGCUGCACACCGAGGAGACGCGCAAGUGGCUGUCGGACCUCGCGGCCAAGCACAACGUCGACUGCUCCGAGCCGCGCACUUCGUCGCGUCUGAUCGACAAGAUGACGGGAGAGUUCAUCGAGACCCAGUGUAUCAACCCUUCGUUCAUCGUGGGGCACCCACAGGUCAUGUCGCCUCUGGCCAAGCGCCACCGUGACAUCCCCGGUCUGUGUGAGCGCUUCGAGGCGUUUGUGGCUACCAAGGAGAUCUGCAACGCCUACACCGAGCUGAACGACCCCUGGGUGCAGAGGGCCAACUUUGAGGAGCAGAGCCGCCAGAAGGAUCAGGGCGAUGACGAGGCACAGGGCAUCGACCAUGUCUUUAUCGAUGCUCUCGAGCACGGUCUGCCGCCUACCGGUGGUUGGGGUCUGGGCAUUGACCGUCUCGUCAUGUUCCUGACCGACUCGAAUUCCAUCAAGGAGGUGCUGGCAUUCCCGGCCAACAAGCCCCUGCCAAACGAGAACAAGCCCCAGCCCGUUCCCUCGCUCGAGGGCGAGCCGUCCGCCUGA
Molecule: messenger RNA, 1812 nt
Organism: Sporisorium graminicola
Lineage: Eukaryota; Fungi; Basidiomycota; Ustilaginomycetes; Ustilaginales; Ustilaginaceae
Exons: 1
Coding region: 1-1812 (603 amino acids)
Biological process (GO): lysyl-tRNA aminoacylation
Cellular component (GO): cytosol; cytoplasm
Molecular function (GO): tRNA binding; ATP binding; lysine-tRNA ligase activity
Source: RefSeq, a predicted model, not a curated record